CCCGGCUGGGGUAGGGGCGUCCCGCUACAGGUCGGGUGGAGGGGCGCAUUCACGUUCCAAUCCUGGAAGCUGGGACAACACGAUGGGACAGAUCCGGAACAGAGGCAUGGACGUCAAGUCAUUCCUAGAGGGAAAGAUGGUCGUACUGUCCCUCGCGAUCGGAUUGGUCGAACAAGAUGACUUCGCCAACCUUCCAGAUCUACAGGAGGCACCAGCUGACAAGGAAACACCUCCCGCCGACAAAAGAUCUAAUAAACCCAGCAGCAGCCCUAAAGGUCAGACCCCAGACGAGAGCAGCCGCCGAACAGACGCUAACUCCUCCGUCUCAGACCUGGCCAACUCCGUCACCAGUGAUAUGCUGAUGUUGUCCCCAGGCUCUGAGGAAGAGGAACAUGAAGGACCAGUAUGCGAGAAGCUGGGACGCAUCCAGUUCAGCGUGGGAUACAGUUUUCAGGACUCCACACUGACAGUGAAAAUCCUGAAGGGUCAGGAUCUACCUGCGAAAGACUUCUCCGGCACUUCAGAUCCAUUCGUCAAACUCUACCUUCUGCCAGACAAGAAGCACAAACUUGAGACCAAGGUCAAAAGAAAGAACCUCAACCCUCACUGGAACGAGACAUUCCUGUUUGAAGGGUUCCCGUUUGAGAAGGUGGUGCAGCGCACACUGUACCUGCAAGUGCUAGAUUAUGACCGUUUUAGCAGGAAUGACCCUAUAGGAGAGGUGUCCAUCCCCCUGAACAAGAUCGAUCUGGCCCACAUGCAGACCUUCUGGAAGGAGCUGAAACCCUGCAGUGACGGCAGUGGGAGUCGAGGAGACCUGCUCGUGACUCUGUGUUACAAUCCCACUGCCAACACCAUUACUGUGAGCAUCAUCAAGGCACGCAAUCUCAAAGCCAUGGACAUCGGGGGAACGUCCGACCCCUACGUCAAAGUGUGGCUGAUGAACAAAGAUAAACGAGUGGAGAAGAAGAAGACGGUGGUGAUGAAGAGGUGUUUGAACCCUGUCUUUAAUGAGUCCUUCCCCUUUGAUGUCCCCACUCACGUCCUCAGAGAGACCACCAUCAUCAUCACAGUCAUGGAUAAGGAUAGACUGAGCCGCAAUGAUGUCAUAGGCAAGAUCUAUCUCUCAUGGAAGAGUGGCCCAGCAGAGGUGAAGCACUGGAAAGACAUGAUGAGUCACCCUCGAACUGCCGUUGCCCAAUGGCACGCUCUCAAAGCUUGAAGGACCCGCCCACCAAAAUUUGUUUAUGGAGACCCUUCCUUUAUUCACAGCUUUUAUUUUUUCCCACCAAAAAGAG
Molecule: messenger RNA, 1298 nt
Organism: Sinocyclocheilus anshuiensis
Lineage: Eukaryota; Metazoa; Chordata; Actinopteri; Cypriniformes; Cyprinidae
Product: synaptotagmin-7-like
Exons: 9
Coding region: 83-1222 (379 amino acids)
Biological process (GO): calcium ion-regulated exocytosis of neurotransmitter; vesicle fusion
Cellular component (GO): plasma membrane; axon; synapse
Molecular function (GO): calcium-dependent phospholipid binding; SNARE binding; calcium ion binding
Source: RefSeq, a predicted model, not a curated record